This is a messenger RNA of Caenorhabditis remanei, 1389 nucleotides long. RefSeq lists its product as uncharacterized. The transcript is spliced from 3 exons. The record is from RefSeq and is a predicted model, not a curated record. The coding region runs from base 1 to 1389 and encodes 462 amino acids. NCBI's taxonomy places the organism in Eukaryota, Metazoa, Nematoda, Chromadorea, Rhabditida, Rhabditidae.
AUGAAUUCCAUACCGUUGCAAUAUGAAAGUUUGAAAGCAGUCUUGAUUCAUAUGGAUGCCAACGUUCGGUUCCAAAUUUCGCGUCGACUACCUGCAAUCCGCUCAACUGAAAAACUCGUGCCACUCAGAAUUCGGAAAUUGAAACUAGACGGCAUUUCAACAGUAGUUGACAACACAUCUUAUAAUUUGGGAAUCUAUCGAGACUACGAACCAGGCGAAAAAAUUCCGAGGAAAAUUAAGAUGACCAAUGAUUUUACUGGCAUUUGGCAUGAUCUGGAUAAAUACGGAUUCCAGAUCUAUUUUGAUUAUGUUUUGGAUUCUGGAGACAUCUCAUUCCAACAUCCAAAUGACCCGCCAUUCGAUGCUUUCCUGAAUGACGAUGACAUGAGUGAAAAAAUCUAUAGCGAAGAAUUGAAGGUCAAUGAGAAGGCGAUGUAUCUCCGAACUGGCCAGCUACCAACAGGAAAGGCAUUAGAAGAACCGGAUACUAGUGGCGAAUGGGGCCGUAUAAAUAAAAUCCGUCUGAAACUUGCUAUGGAAACGCCAAUGAAUAUUCUAGAAGAUUUCGCCGACGACGCUCGCUCCAAUCUUGUUCCUUUCGUAUGCCGUCGUUUCGAUCGGAAACCACCAUACACUUGCUACAUUCAGCUGACUGUCAUCUGUAACAAGAAAACGAAACUAAUCGAAAGAUAUGCAUACAACAUGAAGCUUUACGAAGCGAUGAAGCGAUUGAAUACAUUGUUUUUUGGAGGAAGACGCCCAGCCAUUCAAGCUCAAAGUGUCCAGUUGGCGAGAUUUGGAGCCGUUUUGAGACUCCCUGUCGGGUUUAGAGUGAAAACCAAACAACUUGAAAAUGGGUAUGAUUUGAAUGACUGGAGCGAUGGUGUCAAUUUGAUGCUAGACCCCUCUUGUUUCCCAUUAAAUGUUCUUAAACUGUCGAUCUGCAAUAGAGGAAGAGACGAUUUUGAGUUGCCGAUAGUCAGAGAUGCGAAGAAGUUGAUUGUUCACAACUCGGACUCACAAUUCGAUAUUCUACCGAUUCUUACAACUCUUUCUAAUAAAGAGGUUGUUCUGGCGGAUACAUAUAGAGAGGUUCCAAUCGAAUCAUAUUUUGGAUUGAUCGAAAACUGGCUAGAUGCUGCCAAGCCUAUCGGAACUUGUUACUCAUUUGGAAUAAAGGAAGAAGAUACAGCGAAAGGGCUUCUCAAAGUUAUCAAAAGCCGUUUGGAGAACGCAAAGAGGACUAAAAGAUGUAUAUCUGUCAUCACAGGAAACAACACAAAACUCGAAGUGUUCUAUGUGCCUAUCAAAAAUCCACGCAGUCGAGAGCAAAAGGAUUUCAUGUACAAUUGCAAAUGGGUUCUCAAAAUACGGAUUGUACGAUUAUAA